This is a messenger RNA of Nymphaea colorata (pocket water lily), 492 nucleotides long. Its product is annotated as pathogenesis-related protein PRB1-3-like. The transcript is spliced from 2 exons. The record is from RefSeq and is a predicted model, not a curated record. Bases 1 to 492 code for a protein of 163 amino acids. Lineage: Eukaryota; Viridiplantae; Streptophyta; Magnoliopsida; Nymphaeales; Nymphaeaceae. Gene Ontology annotation, cellular component: extracellular region.
AUGUCAUUUAAAGUUUCCCUUGUUUGGGUCUCCCUACUGCUGGGCCUUGGAAUGCUCGUCCAUGGUACUUACGCUCAAAACUCACCUCAAGACUUCGUUGAUGCUCACAACGCUGCUCGUGCCCAAGAUGGCGUCGGUCCAAUCUCCUGGGACGACACCGUUGCAGCUUACGCCCAAAACUAUCUGAACAAGACGAUCAGUGACUGUAGCCUGACCCACUCUGGUGGCCAGUAUGGGGAGAACCUCUAUUGGGGCCCUGGUUCUCGGUGGACCGCCGUAGAUGCCGUGAACUUGUGGGUGGCUGAGAAGAGCAACUACGACUACGCCACCAAUACCUGUGCUACUGGUAAAGAUUGCGGGCACUACACUCAGGUGGUGUGGCGCAACUCCGUGCGGCUGGGCUGCGCCAGGGUCGAAUGUAACAACGGUGACACCUUCAUUACCUGCAACUACGACCCAGCUGGUAACGUUGAUGGGGAGCGUCCCUAUUAG